AUGUCUUUUGAAGUGUUUAUUGAGCAUAUCUAUGACAAUCCGUACGAUUAUUUAUCACGGCGCUAUCUACGGGAUGCAAAUAAUCCUAUGGAGUUCUAUGAUGAAUGUGAAUUUAAAAAUAGAUUUCGCUUUACUAAAGAUGUUCUGACGAGAUUACUUUUGCCCUUAUUAUUUCAAAAUAAUGGUGGUGGCAAUAGGCGUGGAUUGCCUAUUUCACCUGUAAUUCAAGUGCUACUUGCACUACGAUUUUACGCAACUGGAAACUUUCAAAUUGUUUGUGGAGAUUUGCAUAAGAUUAACCAGUCUACAGCGUCCAAGUUUGUAGCAAAAAUAUCAAAAGCUUUAGCUUUAAAAGUAAGGCAAUUCAUAAAAUUUCCAAAUGUCUCCGAGCAAGGCAAUGUUAAAGUUAUGUACCAUCGCAUUGCUGGAUUUCCUGGAGUUAUAGGAUGUAUUGAUUGCACCCAUAUACCAAUAAAAAAUCCAAACCGACAAAUUGGUAGUGUUUCGCAACCGAAAGGGUUGGUUUUCCAUCAAUGUGCAACUCGUAUGCGGUCCACUAAUGGAAAUAUA
Molecule: messenger RNA, 570 nt
Organism: Brenthis ino (lesser marbled fritillary)
Lineage: Eukaryota; Metazoa; Arthropoda; Insecta; Lepidoptera; Nymphalidae
Source: the annotation of a GenBank genome assembly